AUGGAUCAAGAAUAUCUGCCGUCCAAUCAUCCUGAGUUAGCUACUAUAUAUAAUAAUAUUAGUCAGGUGUAUAAUUUGAUGGCAGAUUACUCAGCUGCACUCUCUUAUCUACAAAAAACUCUAGAAAUCCACGAGAAAAGUCUCUCGGCUAAUCAUCCUGAUCUGGCAACUACAUAUGAAAACAUCGGUCGAGUGUAUUACGCUAUGGGAGAAUAUUCAACUGCACUCUCACAUCAUCAAAAGGCCCUUGAAAUCCAACAAAAAUCUCUUCCGUCCGACCAUCCCUUACUAGCAAUUACGCAUAACAGCAUUGGUCAAGUGUACUAUACUAUGGGAGAAUAUUCAACUGCACUCUCACAUCAUCAAAAGGCACUCGAAAUACAACAGACGUCUCUCCCAUCAAGUCAUCCUGAUUUAGCUGCUACUCAUAGCAAUAUCGGUCGAGUAUAUGAUUCGAUGGGAAACUAUUCCACUGCACUGUCCCAUUUGCAAACGACUCUUCAGAUCCAAGAAAAAAGUCCCCCGUGCAAUCACCCUGAUCUGGCAACUACAUAUGAAAACAUCGGUCGAGUGCAUUAUGCUAUGGGAGAAUAUUCAACUGCACUCUUACAUCAUCAAAAGACACUUGAAAUCCGAUACAAAUCUCUUCCGUCCAACCAUCCAUUAUUGGCAAUUACACAUAACAACAUUGGUCAAGUGCAUCAUGCUAUGGGAGAAUAUUCAACCGCACACUCACAUCAUCAAAAGGCACUCGGAAUACAACAGAAAUCGCUCCCAUCAAGUCAUCCUGAUCUGGCUAUAACUUACAAUAAUAUUGGUGAAAUUUGGGUUGCGAUGGCUGACUACUUAAAAGCAGUGUCAUGUUAUAAAAAGACGCUUAAAAUUCAGCAAGUAGCUCUUCCAUCAGAUCAUCCAUCAUUAGCGAUCACUUACAACAACAUUGGUCGUGUACAUGAGCUGAGAGAACAUUACUCAGAUGCACUGUUUAACUAUGAGAAGGCACUCAAAAUUCAGCUAAAAGCUCUUCCGUCUAACCAUCCAUCGCUUGCUACCACUUAUAACAGUAUUGGCAAGAUGAAUGGAUUGACGGGAAAUUACUCAUCUGCUCUUUUGUAUCACGAAAACACACUUGAAAUACGCACAAAAUCUCUUCCAGCAAACCAUCCGUCGCUCGCUGAAAGCCAUCACAAUAUUGCAAUGAUUAUGAAAGGUCUUCGCCGAUAUGACGAAGCUGUCAAACAUGCAUUAUGUGCUCUCAAUAUUGCAUGUCAUAGUUUCGAACCAAACAAAUCACUUUACUCAGUUUCCUGCAAUUUAAUGCUGGAGAACUAUCGAGAUACCUAA
This is a messenger RNA of Rotaria sp. Silwood2, 1344 nucleotides long. The record is from the annotation of a GenBank genome assembly. NCBI's taxonomy places the organism in Eukaryota, Metazoa, Rotifera, Eurotatoria, Philodinida, Philodinidae.